This is a messenger RNA of Prunus armeniaca (apricot), 168 nucleotides long. Lineage: Eukaryota; Viridiplantae; Streptophyta; Magnoliopsida; Rosales; Rosaceae. The record is from the annotation of a GenBank genome assembly.
AUGCCUUCACUACAAGAUCCUGAGUGUUUUAGCUUCUGGCUUGCUUCUUUAUUAAACCGGCAUCCUCAUGAAAGGUUGGAUCUCCUACGCUUGCGAGAUACAAGAGAGAGAAUAUUGCGCGAACUGAUAUAUCUCAUAGUAAAAGAGCAAGGUUGUCAAGUGCAAUGA